Phaethon lepturus (White-tailed tropicbird) is the source of this 456-nucleotide messenger RNA. RefSeq names its product glycine cleavage system protein H (aminomethyl carrier) (gene GCSH). The transcript has 4 exons. NCBI's taxonomy places the organism in Eukaryota, Metazoa, Chordata, Aves, Phaethontiformes, Phaethontidae. Gene Ontology annotation, cellular component: cytoplasm; glycine cleavage complex; mitochondrion. Gene Ontology annotation, biological process: glycine decarboxylation via glycine cleavage system; protein lipoylation. The coding region runs from base 1 to 456 and encodes 151 amino acids. The record is from RefSeq and is a predicted model, not a curated record.
AUGUACAAAAAAUCCCCACAGUUUAAGCCUGCAAAAGUGUUACUGUAUUUUAAGCGAGCAACAUGUCGCUUAUUUCUGAAAUACCAAGUUUGUUUUAUUUCAGCCCGCAAAUUCACAGACAAGCAUGAAUGGAUAUCCGUUGAAAAUGGCAUUGGAACAGUAGGAAUCAGCAAUUUUGCACAGGAAGCAUUAGGAGAUGUUGUUUACUGUAGUCUUCCAGAAAUUGGGACAAAAUUGAGUAAACAUGAUGAGUUUGGAGCUUUGGAAAGUGUGAAAGCUGCUAGUGAACUCUACUCUCCUCUCUCAGGAGAAGUGACAGAGAUUAAUGCUGCCCUCGCAGAUAAUCCGGGGCUCGUCAAUAAAUCUUGUUAUCAAGAUGGUAAGAUGUUGGCUGAACUUGAUGAACUGAUGAAUGAAGAUGCCUAUGAGAAAUACAUAAAAUCCAUUGAGGACUGA